This is a messenger RNA of Pistacia vera, 4951 nucleotides long. RefSeq names its product ABC transporter C family member 4. The transcript is spliced from 12 exons. Gene Ontology annotation, biological process: transmembrane transport. Gene Ontology annotation, molecular function: ATP binding; ATP hydrolysis activity; ABC-type transporter activity. The record is from RefSeq and is a predicted model, not a curated record. Gene Ontology annotation, cellular component: vacuolar membrane; plant-type vacuole. The coding region runs from base 207 to 4721 and encodes 1504 amino acids. Lineage: Eukaryota; Viridiplantae; Streptophyta; Magnoliopsida; Sapindales; Anacardiaceae.
UUGGAUUUUCUUAGCAGUGUCCAUCGUUUCAUUUGGUGAAACGAGGAACACUCUCUUCGUUGCAGAGAUUGAUGUCAUACUGCGAAUCCCUAUGCUUUAGCUUUCCAACAAAAGUGUUUGUCUUCAACUUCUGGACAGAAGAAGGAUAUUGAUGAGAAUCAACAACGAGAGACGCAUUCUGUAGUAUUUCACGUGAAGCUUGAACCAUGUCUUCUACAUCUUGGACCCUUUCCCUCUCAUGUUCAAGCUCUGUGAUACAAUCGUCAAAAGACUCAUCUCUUCCAUUGAUAUUUCAGUGGUUAAGAUUCAUUUUCCUCUCUCCCUGUCCCCAAAGAGUCCUGUUAUCUUCGGUUAACCUCUUGUUCUGGCUCAGUCUCAUUGUAUUUUUAGUUCAAAAGCUUCGUUCGAGGUUCAUAGCCAAUGGCCGACCCAGCUCUGAUAUCAACAAGCCCUUUAUCAGAAACAACAGAGUUGUUCUCAGAACUACAAUAUGGUUCAAACUCUCUCUGAUUGUCACUGUUCUGUUAGCAUUUUCUUUCACAAUUAUCUGCAUUCUAGCUUUCACUAGAAGCACGGAACAGCCAUGGAAGCUAGUUGAUGCACUAUUUUUGUUGGUCCAAGCCAUAACUCAUGCAGUGAUUGCAAUCUUAAUCAUUCACGAGAAAAGAUUUGAAGCUGUUACUCAUCCGCUUUCGCUUAGAAUUUAUUGGGUUGCAUUUUUCAUCAUUGUUUCUCUAUUCUCAGUUUCGGGGAUCAUUCGUUUGGUCUCUUUUGAAGCAACCCUUUUUCCCAGUUUGAGAGUGGAUGAUAUAAUUUCCAUACUGUCUUUUCCCUUUUCGAUUGUCCUUCUAUUUGUUGCAAUUAGAGGGUCAACUGGAAUUACAGUGACCAGAGAUUCUGAACCUGAAAUGGAUGAAGAAACCAAAUUAUACGAACCUCUUUUGAGCAGAUCCAAUGUAAGUGGAUUUGCUUCAGCUUCUGCAAUAUCUAAAGCCUUUUGGCUUUGGAUGAAUCCCUUGCUUACUAAAGGUUACAAACGCCCUCUCAAGAUUGAAGAAGUUCCAUCACUAUCGCCGGAACAUAGAGCUGAAAGAAUGUCGAAGCUCUUUGAAUUAUAUUGGCCAAAACCAGAAGAAAAAUCCAAGCACCCGGUUGGAACCACACUGUUGCGGUGCUUUUGGAAGGAAGUUGCAUUCACUGCAUUCCUUGCAAUUGUGAGGCUCUGUGUGAUGUACGUUGGACCUGUUCUUAUUCAAAGUUUUGUUGAUUACACUGCUGGAAAAAGGAGUUCAGUUUAUGAAGGAUACUACCUUGUGUUGAUUCUCCUUGUUGCAAAAUUUAUAGAAGUGCUAUCAACUCACCAGUUCAACUUCAACUCCCAGAAACUUGGAAUGCUCAUUAGGUCCACUCUUAUCACUUCCUUAUACAAAAAAGGGCUGAGGCUAUCCUGCUCUGCGCGGCAGGCUCAUGGGGUUGGACAGAUAGUGAAUUAUAUGGCUGUUGAUGCACAGCAACUUUCUGAUAUGAUGCUACAGCUACAUGCUAUCUGGUUAAUGCCAUUUCAAGUUGGUGUUGCUUUGGUUCUCCUAUAUAACUAUCUUGGUGCCGCAGUCAUCACAGCAGUCAUUGGACUUGUUGGUGUAUUUAUAUUUGUUGUGUUUGGCACACGAAGAAGAAACAAGUACCAGUUCAGUUUGAUGGAAAAACGUGAUUCAAGAAUGAAGGCAACAAAUGAGAUGCUUAAUUACAUGCGGGUGAUUAAGUUCCAGGCUUGGGAAGAACAUUUCAAUAAGAGAAUCCAGUCUCUCCGUGAAUCAGAAUUUGGUUGGCUAUCCAAGUUCUUGUACUCGAUAGCUGGAAAUAUUGCAGUGAUGUGGUGCACUCCAGUGCUGAUAUCAACUAUUACAUUUGGUACUGCCAUUUUCAUGGGAGUCCAUCUGGAUGCAGGGACUGUGUUUACCACAACAACAAUCUUUAAGAUCUUGCAGGAGCCCAUAAGGACCUUCCCUCAAUCUAUGAUCUCACUUUCACAAGCGAUGAUAUCUCUGGGAAGAUUGGAUCAUUACAUGAUGAGUAGGGAAUUGGUGAAUGAUUCGGUGGAAAGAGUGGAGGGGUGUGACGGGAGAAUCGCUGUGGAGGUAAAAGAUGGGGUGUUUAGUUGGGACGAUGAAAUUGGAGAAGAAUGUUUGAAAAAUAUAAAUUUGACGGUCAAGAAAGGGGAGCUUGCUGCUAUUGUUGGGACCGUGGGAUCUGGAAAGUCUUCUCUCUUGGCCUCUAUUCUUGGUGAGAUGCACAAAGUAUCAGGAAAGGUCAAAGUUUGUGGGACAACUGCUUAUGUAGCUCAAACAUCAUGGAUUCAAAAUGGGACAAUUCAAGAAAACAUCCUCUUUGGUUUGCCGAUGAACAGGGAGAAAUACAGGGAAGUUAUCAGGGUUUGUUGUCUGGAGAAAGAUUUGGAAAUGAUGGAGUAUGGAGAUCAGACUGAAAUUGGAGAGCGUGGCAUUAAUCUCAGUGGUGGACAGAAGCAGCGGAUACAACUUGCCAGAGCUGUUUAUCAGGAUUGUGAUACGUACCUACUUGAUGAUGUCUUUAGUGCUGUGGAUGCUCAUACUGGAUCAGAUAUAUUUAAGCAAUGUGUAAGAGGAGUUCUCAAAGGCAAGACCAUAUUACUUGUAACGCACCAAGUGGACUUCUUGCAUAAUGUUGACCUUAUCUUGGUAAUGCGAGAUGGGAUGAUAGUGCAAUCAGGAAAGUACAAUGAUCUAGUAACUUCUGGUAUGGAUUUUGGAGCAUUAGUAGCUGCUCAUGAAACAUCUAUGGAACUUGUAGAAGUUGGAAAAACCAUGUCUGGUGCAGAUUCCCCCAAAACACCAAAAUCUCCUAACCAUGGGGAAGCAAAUGGUGAGAAUAAGCUUGUACAACGGUCAAAUUCUGUCAAGGGAACUUCUAAGCUAAUCAAUGAGGAAGAAAGAGAAACCGGUAAAGUUAGCUUGCAGGUAUAUAAAAUAUACUGCACGGAGGCAUUUGGAUGGUGGGGUGUAAUAGCAGUGUUGCUAUUUUCUCUGUUGUGGCAAGGGUCUAUAAUGGCUGGUGAUUAUUGGUUAUCAUAUGAAACAGCAGCAGACCGUGCGCUGUCAUUUAAUCCUUCCAUGUUCAUUAGUGUCUAUGCAAUUAUUGCAGCUGUGUCAAUUCUGAUGUUAGUGGUGAGAUCCUUUUUUGUUACGCAUAUGGGGCUCAAGACGGCCCAAAUUUUUUUUGGCCAAAUUCUUCAAAGUAUCUUGCAUGCCCCCAUGUCAUUUUUUGAUACCACACCUUCAGGAAGAAUUUUAAGUCGGGCAUCGACUGAUCAAACCAACAUUGAUCUUUUCCUCCCGCUCUUUAUUGGCAUUACAAUUGCCAUGUACAUCACACUGCUUAGUAUCUUCAUAAUCACGUGUCAAUAUGCUUGGCCAACAGUAUUCUUAUUAAUACCACUUGCUUGGGUGAAUUACUGGUAUCGGGGAUAUUACCUUGCAACAUCUCGGGAAAUAACUAGGCUCGACUCAAUAACCAAGGCACCAGUUAUUCAUCACUUUUCAGAAAGCAUUUCUGGAGUUAUGACCAUUCGCUCUUUCGGAAAGCAGCAUGAAUUUUGUCAGGAAAAUGUUAACCGAGUUAAUGCCAAUUUGUGUAUGGAUUUCCACAACAACGGAUCAAAUGAAUGGUUGGGUUUCCGUCUGGAACUGUUGGGAAGUUUCACUUUCUGCGUUGCCACUUUGUUUAUGAUCUUGUUACCCAGUAGCAUUAUAAAACCAGAGAAUAUUGGUUUGUCUCUCUCGUACGGGCUGUCCCUCAAUGCUGUGCUGUUCUGGGCCAUAUAUAUGAGUUGCUUUGUGGAAAAUCGGAUGGUAUCUGUUGAGAGGAUAAAGCAAUUCACAAACAUCCCAUCAGAAGCAGCUUGGGAGAUUAAAGAUCGUCUUCCUCCUCCAAAUUGGCCUGCACGUGGCAAUGUUGACCUCGAAGACUUGCAGGUAAGAUAUCGUCCCAAUACUCCUCUGGUUCUCAAAGGCAUUACUCUCAGCAUUCACGGGGGAGAGAAGAUUGGUGUUGUUGGUCGUACUGGAAGUGGGAAGUCAACUUUGAUCCAAGUUUUCUUUAGGCUGGUGGAACCUUCCGGGGGAAGAAUAAUUAUUGACGGUAUUGACAUUUCCUUUCUGGGGCUUCAUAACCUUAGGUCUCGCUUUGGGAUCAUUCCUCAAGAACCAGUCCUUUUUGAAGGAACUGUGAGAAGCAACAUUGAUCCAAUUGGUCAGCAUUCAGAUGAAGAAAUAUGGAAGAGCCUUGAGCGUUGCCAACUUAAAGAUGUUGUGGCUGCAAAACCUGAUAAACUUGAUUCUUUAGUGGUUGAUAACGGAGACAACUGGAGUGUGGGACAAAGGCAGCUCCUGUGUCUGGGGAGGGUUAUGCUAAAGCGCAGCCGGCUCUUGUUCAUGGAUGAGGCUACUGCUUCUGUUGAUUCACAAACUGACGCUGUAAUUCAAAAGAUCAUUAGAGAGGAUUUUGUGGCCUGUACAAUUAUCAGCAUCGCUCACAGAAUACCAACUGUCAUGGAUUGUGAUAGGGUUUUAGUAAUAGAUGCAGGAUGGGCAAAAGAAUUUGAUAUGCCAUCCCGUUUGCUUGAGAGGCCUUCAAGAUUCGGGUCAUUGGUUCAGGAGUAUGCAAAUCGAUCAGCAGGAUUAUAAAGCAAAGCUUUCCUGUCGCUAAUAUUAACCAUAACUUGUGGCAGAUAGACAGGACCCGCAUUGGAACUUAAUAAUAAUUCAUAGGUCUACGUGUACUUUAAAUUUUAAAAUAUAUAUUGAUGUCAUAGUUGAAAUUUGUAAUGUUAUUCACCUUCCUCAGAAAGGGGGGAGACCAACUGUAGCAACGUAAAUAAACCUUUCUUAAUUAAUGCUUAUUUUCUUCUUCUGGA